Cuscuta epithymum is the source of this 866-nucleotide messenger RNA. The record is from the annotation of a GenBank genome assembly. NCBI's taxonomy places the organism in Eukaryota, Viridiplantae, Streptophyta, Magnoliopsida, Solanales, Convolvulaceae.
GUAAAAUCUCUACAUACCUGACAAUCUCCCGUCUCAUCUACCUACUUCGUAAGUAAACUUAUCCCCUAUUCCCUCCCAGAAGCAGCGACAAUGGUGGAUACGCUUAAGAAUCUAAAGAUCAAGACGUCGUCUUGCAAACGCAUAGCAAAGGAACUGGCCUCGUAUCAGAAGGAGGUCGAGAGGGAAUACUCUAAGACCACUGAAAUGAAGGCUAAUAAUGCCGAUCAAUAUGACCUCAAACAGCAGGAAAAUGUUCUGGCUGAAUCCAGAAUGAUGAUACCUGAUUCCUACAAGCGUCUAGAGCAUGCACUGAGUGAGCUUAGAGGAGCCCUGGACGAGCUUGAUGAAGACUUGACAAAAGAAGGUCCUGAGGUUAAAGAUGCUCAACAGGUCAUCACCGAGGUAGAGCAGAUGCUACUAAAGAAUGAAUGCAAACAAGAUGACCCCGAGGUAGACGAAGCCAACAAGUCAAAGGUUGAAAAGCUGCUUCAGAGUGAAAAAGUGUAGUGCAGAUGAAGUCAAAGUCCAACCGUGCUGGUUUUUCUGGAUUUCAUGUUUUUAGCUUCUAUUUGUUACCAAAUGUUCUUGACAUCGUAACUAAAUGCUCAUCCAUUAUGCUGAAUUUAGGUUCAUUUCAUGCUAGCUGUUUAUUGUGUCCACACCCAUUAUUAUAACCAUAAUAUCAUUAUAUCAUACACUGUCACAUGUGAGUCAAAGAGAGUGAUUUCACAGUGUAGAGCUCGUGUGGACAAUUUGACACUGUCUACACAUGUUGCAUUGGACAAUUUCACUUAAAAAGUGAUCUUUAAAGUGAUUUUGGAUAAAUUGAUUAGUAUGGAAAAAUUAAAGUUUAAUUUGGAGUGUUU